CGUGAUAGGUAAGCCAGUACACUGAGAGAGAGAGUGACCGAGUCACUGAGUGAGCGAACCGCCAUGGAUCUACAGCAGCAGAACGCAAGAGCUCCACAGCCUCGCCGCGGCGGCGGUUUCUCGGCCCAGUCGUCUUUCCUCUUCCAUCUAAUGGUCAUUUUGUUUGUGCUAGAAGCCUUUCUGCACCAAGUCCCGGAAGGUCAUGUUGGGGUUUAUUGGAGAGGAGAUACUCUUCUUAAGACUGUUACAUAUCCGGGGGUUCAUCUCAAGUUGCCUAUGAUAUACUUUGAACCUAUUCAAGUGACCCUUCAGACUCAUCAGUUUUGUGAUAUUCCAUGCGGUACAAAAGAUGAUGUCAUGAUUAACAUUGAGAAGAUAGAGGUUGUUAACCGGCUUCGCAAAGAAUACGUGUAUGAGACAUUAAGGAGUUAUGGGACUCAGUAUUACUGCUCAUAUACGUGUGUCGUCGUGCGUAGAGAGAUCAGUAAGCUCUGCGGCUCACAUUCUAUUGAAGAGGUUUUUGAUCAGAUUGAUGAAAAGCUGAGAGAAGCUCUUCACGAUGAUAGUGCGCAUUAUGCUCCCGGCAUUGAAAUCAUCAGCGUGCGUGUCACAAGGCCUACUAUCCCAGAUAGUGUAAGACGCGGAACACACCAAGGUACCAAAACUGUAUGGGAGACAUGUGAAAACUGAGGCGACGGAAGGACGUGCAGAAGAAUAGGGAGAUGUGUUAACAUACUCUGUACACACAAAAUAGGGAGAGAGGAUAUGAUCUAGUUCAGUAGCCAAAUGCUUCAGUUGUUUUGAUAGAUGCAAACUCUACAUUACCUUGCAUUAGAAAGGAUGAAUUGAGAACAAGUUUAUGAAUGUAUGAUUUUGUACA
Molecule: messenger RNA, 880 nt
Organism: Rosa rugosa (rugosa rose)
Lineage: Eukaryota; Viridiplantae; Streptophyta; Magnoliopsida; Rosales; Rosaceae
Exons: 7
Coding region: 64-690 (208 amino acids)
Biological process (GO): SREBP signaling pathway
Cellular component (GO): endoplasmic reticulum; endoplasmic reticulum membrane
Molecular function (GO): cholesterol binding; ubiquitin protein ligase binding
Source: RefSeq, a predicted model, not a curated record